Penicillium verhagenii is the source of this 552-nucleotide messenger RNA. RefSeq names its product MARVEL domain-containing protein. Lineage: Eukaryota; Fungi; Ascomycota; Eurotiomycetes; Eurotiales; Aspergillaceae. Bases 1 to 552 code for a protein of 183 amino acids. The transcript is spliced from 4 exons. Gene Ontology annotation, cellular component: membrane. The record is from RefSeq and is a predicted model, not a curated record.
AUGCGCUUUUCAACGACCCUCGCCCGACCAUUGCAACUGAUCCUGAGAUCUCUGCAGUGGAUCAGUGCCGUUGUCGUCCUAGGAUUGACCUCACGCUUCAUCAACCAAGGACCUCAUGGGCAGCACAUCACCUACCAAGAAGUUAUUUCCGCUCUCUCGAUCGUCUUCUUCAUCCCAGCAUUCAUAUCUCCCUUCCGCCCAGCAUUUCUAAGCAAAGUCGUCAUCCCGAUUGACCUCGUGUUUUCCUAUCUAUGGUUGACUGCUUUUGUCUUUGCGGCCCAGGACUACAAUUGGCAUUCGUGCUACUUUCAUUCCCCGCCUGGUGUAACCUGCCAACGCAAGAGGGCGAAUGAAGCAUUCAUCUUCUUAGCUUUCAUCUUUACUUUCUUAGGGAUCCCUCUCGAAGGUGCCGCACUCCAUGCAUAUAGAAGGAACCGGGUCAUCCAGCCCGUUGUGGAGAAGCACGAUGGCGCUGGCGCUACCACUGGCACUGGGACUCGGGCCCCGCUUGAUGCCCCCGCAGAAGUUGCUGCUCCGGUUGCUACGGUCUAA